Molecule: messenger RNA, 3827 nt
Organism: Anolis sagrei ordinatus
Lineage: Eukaryota; Metazoa; Chordata; Lepidosauria; Squamata; Anolidae
Source: RefSeq, a predicted model, not a curated record
UGCACCUCCCAUCUGCCCUGUGCAUCCCAAGCAGAGCAGAGCAGAGCCGCAUCCUGCAAGCGGAGCAUGAGCUGAGAGCAUCACAGUGCUGUCCUUUCCCCAAAAAAGGAAGGUAUCCAAAGGUUCGGAGGGCAACGAGGGGCCAUGCCGGUCCUUAAAAACCCCUACACGCCAAAGAUGGCCAAUGGGGAUGCGGCCGGCGGGACGCUCAUUCUGGAGAAGGAGAGCCCAGGCAACAACCCCUUUGAGGAGGACCUCGAGGAGAACGAGAGGGACGCGCUCCCGUCUCCGAAAGGCGACCGCCGCAGUGGGACUUUCUUGCAGGGCCUUUUCGACGGCAGCCCCGAAGAGCGCUUCCGGCGCCGAGCCACGCUGGAACGGCUGGUGGGCCUCUCUCCUUUCCGGAUGGGCAAAGGGAAGAAGAAGUCCCUUGGGGAGAAGAGCCUGGACCGACGCUCCUUCCUGGGCCGCAUGAUGACCCCGCUGACCGACGGAAACCCGGGACCGCGCAAGCCGCGCCGCUCCUCCGAGGACUUCAGCCUCCUCCAGCGCUUCAACGGCCGCCGCAAAGAGGGACUCUACGCUUCAGACUGCGGCUUGGCGGAGAAGGAGAACGGCGGGGACGCCAUGAAGCGCUUCCUCAAGAUCGGCCUCGGGGGCAAAGUGCGGAGGCCUUCGCUGGUGGAGAAACUCAACCAGACAGAGACGGCGGUCGAGGCCGAGACCGUGGCCGAAGAGGCCGAAGCCAAGGCCAAGGAACCGCUCUCCGUUCUGGAAAUCCUGGGCCUGAUCCAUAAGCGGGACCUGCUGGUGGCCGACGAGCACAUCAUCGAGCUGGAAGCCGAGUGCGAAGUGGCGGACGCGCAUCCGCCGACCCCGGAGGGCGAGAGUAGUAAGGACGACAGCCGCAAGGCCAAGGACGUGUCCUUGCUCUACGAAGCCCUGCUGAAGGAGCUGUGGUCAGUGCUGGCCGAGUCCUUGGCCUCCAAAAGCGCCCUGGCGCCCUUGGAGAUGAUGGUGCGGGUCAUCGACCAGGAGGAAGAGGUGGACCGCAAGUGGACGGAGGCCCGAGCUGGCCGUGGUGGAGGAGGAGGGCGGCCGCGGGCUAUGCGCCGGUGCUGGGCAGAAGCGGUGGGCGAGCUGGUCCAGCAGCGGUUGAGCCGGUGCCUGGAAAACCAAGGCCGCCCGGUCGGAGCCCUGGCCGCCCAGAUGGACCGCCUGGCCAAGGCCGCCCUGGAGGACCUCUGCACGGUCAAGUUCCACCUCCUGCACGCCUACCCCAAGGACUACCAGGCGUUUGGGGUCUACCUCUGCGGCUACCACCGGGGGCUGGCCCUCCACUUGGCCCAAGCCGUCCAGAAGAGCCUGACCGUUUCCGAGCUCUACUUCGUGCUCGACUGGAACAGCAACAUCUACCAAAGAGAGGUUUUAGGUCGAGCCGAAAUCUCGUCGCUCGUGAAGGGCCACGAUCUGGGUCCACUGCUGCCUCCCGAGACCCAGUUCGAAUUGGAGGAGGAGUGCAUCGCCAAGGUCAAGGACAAGAUCAUUGACGACAUGCACCAAGCGCUGGAGAAGGAAGAAGAGACGUGGGCGCAAGAAAGCGAGGGAGACGGUGUCCAGUUUGGCCUCUCCAGCAAAGCCAUCAUGGUCUUAAAGGCUCAUGCAGACAAAGCCCCCCAAAUCACAGAAGAUUUUGGCAGAAGGAUGGCUUAUUGUUGCCUUACCAGCCUGGCAGAGUUCUUGCAAAGUUUCCAAAGGAAGGUGGAGAUUUUCCAUGAGCAGCAAGUGGAGAACGCCCUGACGCCCGACUGCUACAUCAGCCGGACCAUCAUGCUGGUCAACUGCUGCCCAGCCUUCAGGGACUAUGCUGACCGCUUGGCGAGGGUCAGCGGUCCAGAGAGCGAAGCCGGACAGCGCCAGGCCAACACUGCCCUGGACAGAGUGACCCGGCUCUGCAACCGAGUGCUGGCCGCUCACCUCUUUCAAGAACUCAAGCCUUACUUCCACAAACUGAUGAAGAGGAAGUGGCUCAACAACUCGGAGGCCUUUCCGACCAUCAUGGCGCUCCUCCGGGAACAUGCCCAGAAGCUGAGCAAGAUGAAGCUGGAGCCCUACCAGAUGCUGGUGAAGGAGGUCCACCGGCGGGUGCUGAUCGAGUACAUCCGGCCCCUGAUGCGCGUCCGGCUCAUUUGCACCUCUUCCAAGAUGCGGGCCAAGGUGGCCAACAAGCUGCGCAGCGAAGCCAAGCAGCUGCAGGAAUUCUUCAUCCAGCUGGAGUCCACUUCGUCCUGGCUGGAUUCGGUGGUGCCGCACCUGGCCGGGAUCAUUGAGCUGGAGGACAUGCCGGCCAUCCAGAUGGAAGUGGGCUUCUUGGCCAGAGAAUUCCCCGACGUCCAGAAGACGCACGUCUCGGCCAUCCUGGACGUGCGGGGUUUGCAGAACCAAUCCCAGCGGCAGGACAUCCUGGCGGUGAUGGACGGGCUGGACGUCCCGGACGGAGAGGAAGCCCCUUCGCAGGAGCAGUCCUUCUUCUCGGAGAUCCCCACCAGCGAGGUCUUCUGCGUCCGCGUCCAGCUGCACCGCAUCUCCCACCUGGGCCUCUCCUGCCUCUCGCGGCUGCGCCCAAGGUCCAGGGUGCGCCAGUUGCGCCGACAGCACCAGCGGCAAAGGCGGAGGCCCAAGGAGGACGAGUCCCAAGCCUGAGAAUCUGGAGAUGCAGAGAUUCCCAGUUCCCAAAGACCCUGCGACUGGGAGGACCAAGACUCUCCAAUAAGACACACUCCAACUCUCCUCUCAUAUUUCUUCCAAAAGAUGGGACAAAUCUUCACUGCUCUUUUUGGAAACACACCGUCGUUUUGAAAUAUUUUUCUGGCCAUAUUUGGAAACUCACAUAUGCAUUGGCCUUUGCUCCCCUAUACAGAAAUACGGUGCACCAUUUUGCAAUAUUUUUCUGGCCAUAUGGAAGAUUUGCACAUAGCAUUGGCCAUUGCUUCCCUAUAAAGAAAUGUGCGUUGUGUAUCUUUUUGGAAACACACCAUCGUUUUGCAAUAUUUUUCUGGCCAUAUUGGGAACCUUGCAUAUGCAUUGGCCUUUGCUCCCCUAUAAAGAAAUACAGUGCACCAUUUUGCAAUAUAUUUUCGCCAUAUGGAAGACUUGCGCAUAGCAUCGGCCAUUGCUCCCCUAUAAAGAAAUAUGGUGUAUUGUUUAUCUUUUUGGAAACACACCAUCGUUUUGCAAUAUUUUCCUAGCCAUAUUGGAAAACUUGCACAUGGUAUUGAACUUUGUUCCCCUAUAAAGAAAUAUGCUGCAUCAUUUUGCAAUAUGUUUCUGGCCAUAUUGGAAAACUAGCAUAUGGUGUUGGACAUUGCUCCCCUAUAAAGAAAUACGGUGCAAUGUUUUGCAAUAUAUUUCUGGCCAUAUGGAAAACUUGCACAUAGCAUUAGCCAUUGCUCUCCUGUAAAGAAAUAUGGUGCAUUGUUUUGCAAUAUGUUUCUGGCCAUAUUGGAAAACUAGCAUAUGGUAUUGGACAUUGCUCCCCUAUAAAGAAAUAUGGUGUAUCAUUUUGCAAUAUGUUUCUGGCCAUAUUGGAAAACUAGCAUAUGGUUUUGGACAUUGCUCCCCUAUAAAGAAAUACAGUGCAUUGUUUUGCAAUAUGUUUCUGGCCAUAUUGGAAAACUCGCAUAUAGUAUUGGCCAUUGCUCCCCUGUAAAGAAAUAUGGUGCAUCAUUUUGUAAUAUUUUUCUGGCCAUAUGGAAGACUUGCGCAUAGCAUUAGCCAUUGUCCCCCUGUAAAGAAACAUGGUGCAUCGUUUUGCAAUAUUUUUCUGG